Lepus europaeus (European hare) is the source of this 1857-nucleotide messenger RNA. It is a transcript of the gene SEL1L2, whose product is annotated as SEL1L2 adaptor subunit of SYVN1 ubiquitin ligase. NCBI's taxonomy places the organism in Eukaryota, Metazoa, Chordata, Mammalia, Lagomorpha, Leporidae. Gene Ontology annotation, molecular function: protein binding. Gene Ontology annotation, biological process: ERAD pathway. The coding region runs from base 55 to 1857 and encodes 600 amino acids. The record is from RefSeq and is a predicted model, not a curated record. Gene Ontology annotation, cellular component: endoplasmic reticulum membrane. The transcript is spliced from 19 exons.
AAAAGAAAACUACAAAUAAAAAAAUUGGGUAACCCUGAUAGCUUGAGAAGAAAGAUGAAAAACAAGAGCCACUUAAAAAAUCAAGCAAAGGAUAAUAUCACAGAUGAAGGCGAUGAGCUAUUUAAGAUGGGCAUCAAGAUUCUCCAGCAGUCUAAAAGCCAAAAACAAAAAGCAGAAGCCUACAAACUCUUUGCAAAAGCAGCUGACAUGGGAAACUUGAAAGCUAUGGAGAAAAUGGCUGAUGCUUUGCUGUUUGGAAAUUUUGGCAUGCAAAACAUAACUGCAGCUAUCCAAUUAUAUGAGUCCUUGGCUAAAGAAGGAUCUUACAAAGCCCAAAAUGCAUUAGGAUUUUUGUCUUCUUAUGGAAUAGGAAUGGAAUAUGAUCAAGCCAAGGCACUCAUCUAUUAUACCUUUGGAAGUGCUGGUGGAAGCAUGAUGUCUCAGAUGAUUUUGGGGUACAGAUAUUUGUCAGGAAUCAAUGUUCUGCAGAAUUGUGAAGUUGCCCUAAGUCAUUACAAGAAAGUGGCAGAUUAUAUUGCUGACAAAUUGGAAAAAAAUGAAGGUAUUCCAGUGGAAAAAGUGAGACUAACUGAGAGACCCGAAAAUUUGAGUUCCAAUAGUGAAAUUUUGGAUUGGGACAUAUACCAAUACUAUAAACUUUUGGCAGAAAGAGGAGAUGUUCAGAUACAAGUAUCUCUUGGACAAUUACAUCUAAUUGGGAGGAAAGGUCUAGAUCAGGACUACUACAAAGCAUUAUACUAUUUCUUAAAGGCAGCAAAGGCUGGGAGUGCAAAUGCCAUGGCAUUCAUCGGAAAGAUGUAUUUAGAGGGGAAUGCUGCUGCACCACAAAAUAAUGCUACUGCCUUCAAGUACUUUGCUAUGGCAGCCAGUAAGGGCAAUGCAAUUGGUCUUCAUGGACUUGGUCUUCUCUAUUUUUAUGGAAAAGGGGUUCCUGUGAAUUAUGCUGAAGCACUUAAGUACUUUCAGAAAGCUGCAGAGAAAGGAUGGCCCAAUGCACAGUUCCAAUUAGGCUUCAUGUACUACUCUGGCUCUGGAGUCUGGAAGGAUUAUAAACUCGCCUUCAAAUAUUUUUACCUGGCAUCUCAGAGUGGGCAGCCCCUCGCCAUUUAUUAUCUGGCGGAGAUGUAUGCAACAGGAACAGGAGUGUUAAGAUCAUGCAGAACUGCUGUGGAGCUUUAUAAAGGUGUCUGUGAACUAGGCCACUGGGCUGAGACAUUCCUGACAGCUUACUUUGCCUAUAAGGAUGGUGAUAUAGAUUCUUCUCUUGUUCAGUAUGCACUGCUUGCAGAAAUGGGGUAUGAAGUAGCUCAAAGCAAUUCAGCAUUCAUUUUGGAAUCUAAAAAGGCUAAAAUUCUUGAAAAAGAGAAGAUGUAUCCAAUGGCACUUCUCCUGUGGAAUCGAGCUGCCAUUCAAGGUAAUGCAUUUGCUAGAGUAAAACUUGGAGAUUACCAUUACUAUGGCUAUGGGACCAAGAAAGACUAUCAAACAGCAGCCACACAUUACAGCAUUGCAGCUGACAAGUACCACAGUGCACAAGCCAUGUUCAAUCUGGCCUAUAUGUAUGAACAUGGCUUGGGUAUUACAAAGGACAUUCACUUGGCCAGGAGAUUAUAUGACAUGGCUGCUGAAACAAGUCCAGAUGCUCACAUUCCUGUGUUCUUUGCCCUCAUGAAACUGGAAACGAUGCAUUUCCUCCGAGACAUCCUGUUUUUUAACUUCACAAUGAAAUGGAAAUGGAUGAAACUGGACAACACCCUCGGACCAUACUGGGAUUUUUUUGUGAUUGACCUAAUUAUUGUCAUGCUCAUCUUCUUGCUUAGAAAUCACCACCAGUAG